Chara braunii is the source of this 1797-nucleotide messenger RNA. The record is from the annotation of a GenBank genome assembly. NCBI's taxonomy places the organism in Eukaryota, Viridiplantae, Streptophyta, Charophyceae, Charales, Characeae.
GGCCAGGCCAUCGGGGCAGCCAGAGGCAGACUGGGUGCCCGGCCUGAGAUCCCAGAUAAAUUCAUCAAAUAAGAUUCUUGGGCAUCAUCCAAGCCCAAAGCUGCUCAGAAAACAUUUUAUUCCGCAUAUACCAUACUUGCAGGGCACCUGUGUGGUGCUCUGUACGGGCCAGUGCGCGAGAUCGACAUCCGCACACACCCUGUGCACAGGAUUUGCGGAUGCAUCCAACCAUGAGUACAGUUGUUCUGGAACAGCCUUCGGCAUUUGCAGAGGAGGAGGAACCAAUCACCAUCACUGGGAAGCCACCAGAUAUCAUGGAGUCAUUAAAUCAGAAGGAGAUCCAGUGGGGGGCCCUUGAAGGGUCACUAGAGGACAAGUUGGAGGACAAACUGGCCAGUCAGAACACAUCUGACAAGGCAGAGACUGCUGAGGCGGGAGGAGCAAAUGCAAGUAAGAGUCAGAAGAAGGCAAGCGUGGAUUCGGCGAAGCUGCCGCCCAACAAGAAAGCCAAGAAAGACAAAGCAUCUAAUGUCCCAGGCAAGGCAGGGAAGAAUGAACCCUCUGGGUCGGCUGUUGCUGUUAUGCGAGUGAAGUCCACCAUACCUUUGCCAAAUCUGAGUGAACAGGCAGAGAAGAAAGCUCUGGACGAACUGAGGAAGAGAGUGAAAUUGAGUCCGACUGCUUUGCCUAACAGUUGCUUCUACACCUUCUUCAACACCUACAACAGCCUUAAUUGUGUUGCCUUCACAGAUGAUGGGCUUGUUGCCGGCGGGUUCUCAGACUCGUCAAUCAAGAUAUGGGACAUGGCGAAGAGGAGUGCAGUGGCAGGCCAGAGUCAAGAGAAAGCAACAGAUGUUCAGAUACUUCCGUCUGAGAACGGCGGGGGAGAUGCAAAUGCAAACGAUGGCCAGGCAGGAGGUAAAGACAGUGAUGCCGUUGUUGAGGCGCAGAGGAUUGCACAUGGGCAGAAAGGGCGCACCUAUGCCUUGUUAUUGGGCCACACUGGGCCAGUUUACGGACUUGAUUUCAGUCCGGACUCAAAGUACCUUCUGUCUUCGUCAGCAGACUGUACAGUGAGGCUGUGGAGCGUGGAGCUGAAUGUGAAUUUGGUUUGCUACAAGGGGCAUAAUUACCCAGUCUGGGAUGUACAGUACUCCCCUUUGGGCUAUUACUUUGCGAGUGCUUCACAUGAUCGUACAGCCAGGGUCUGGUCUAUGGAGAAGUAUUACCCGCUGCGAAUCAUGGCUGGACAUCUCUCUGAUGUCGACUGUGUGCGUUGGCAUGUGAACUGUAACUACAUUGCUACGGGAUCAAGUGACAAGACCGUUCGACUGUGGGAUGUACAAACUGGAGAGUGCAUGCGGAUCUUCACCGGCCACCGGGGCACUGUCCUGUCAUUGGCAAUGUCUCCGAGUGGUCGCUACGUCGCCUCAGGAGAUGAGAAUGGCACCAUCAUCAUGUGGGACAUAGGUUCAGGUCGCCGGCUUGCUCCUCUUCUAGGCCACACAGACUGUGUCUGGACACUCGCAUUCAGUGGCGAUGGAUCUCUCCUGGCGUCAGGUUCAGCAGACAACACAGUCCGUCUGUGGGAUGCUACUGCUUCAACUGUCAAGGCAGGGAAACUGGAAGACAGCCGGAAGUCACGAUUGAUAAAGACUCUUCCGACGAAAUCAACCCCAGUUUAUGCCUUAAGGUUAGAUUUAGCAAUAGGAUAGUAUUGUGGGCGCUCUAUGGGUUGUGGACUGCGCGGAGGUGUCGGGAAGCGGAGUUGGCAAAGAAUAAAAGUUCGCCCGUCGG